Messenger RNA from Heterobasidion irregulare TC 32-1, 475 nucleotides. RefSeq lists its product as uncharacterized. NCBI's taxonomy places the organism in Eukaryota, Fungi, Basidiomycota, Agaricomycetes, Russulales, Bondarzewiaceae. The coding region runs from base 92 to 475 and encodes 127 amino acids. The record is from RefSeq and is a predicted model, not a curated record. The transcript has 3 exons.
CACAAUUGCUUGUCAAUUUAUUGAUGUCGAAGACGGGUUUGAACAACACGACGGCACAAGUUGGAAGAAUCUUAAAGAGAUAGAGGCCAUCAUGCUUCUUGCUCAGCGCCUUCAAGACGAGGGAAGAAAUUUUUGUAUUAUUACCCCAUACGAUGCCCAGCGGAGCCUUAUCGAGAGUGCUCUAAAAGAGCAAGGACUUCAGUGGGCAGACAAAUGCUUCAAUGUCGACUCAUUCCAAGGAAACGAAGAGGACUACAUUAUUAUCUCAGUCGUGCGCUCGAAGGAUCUUGGAUUCCUCUCAAACCUCCGGCGCACGAAUGUGAUGCUCACGCGAUGCAAGCGAGGCAUGUACAUUGCCUCGAGCAAGAAGUUUUUGGACGGGAAGGGCGCAAGCUCCCUUGUAGGAAAGAUGGCGGCGCACUUCGGUGAGAGGGCCUGGAUAUCCUGGAGGGACCUUGUCGGAGGGAACUUCUGA